CUUGCCUGGCUUUGCUUGCCUUGCCUGGCCCAGUGGUGCAGUUGCGGAGCGGCGAGGAAGAGGAGGAGGAGGAGGAGGAUGCGGGGCUCUGCGGGGCUUCGGCUCUGGCCAUGAAGUUUCAGCCUUAAGCCACGCGGAGCUCUCCGGUCCAGGCAUCUUCCCCAGAGGCGAUCGGGACCCUCCUCAGCCCUGCCAGAAGCAGCCCCCCGCCCCAUGAGCCCUCCGGAGCCAAAGGGCUGAAGGAAGCAGGGCUUUUCUCCCCAUUCCACUCCAGAGAUCGGAGCCACCGCCGUCAUCUCCUCCUGUUUCCCCUCCUCUUGCGCCCGAUCCAAUGCCUCUCUGGCCGGGAUCAACCUAAGCAGGGAUCGCGAAGGGAGAGCCUGAAGGGGAGACCGAGGGAAAGGAAGGGAAGGGCAGAAAAUGGGGAGCCCCCAACCCGCCAUGCCCCCGACUCUCCUCUUGGUGCUGGGGGGGCUCCUGGGAGAGGCGAGGGGAGGCUUCCCCAACACCAUCAGUAUAGGAGGACUUUUCAUGAGAAACACAGUCCAGGAGCACAGCGCUUUCCGUUUUGCUGUACAGUUAUACAACACGAACCAAAAUUUUACAGAAAAACCUUUCCACUUGAACUACCACGUUGACCACCUGGAUUCGUCCAACAGUUUUUCCGUAACAAAUGCAUUCUGUUCACAGUUUUCCAGGGGAGUCUAUGCCAUCUUUGGAUUCUAUGACCAGAUGUCGAUGAACACCCUGACGUCUUUCUGCGGGGCACUGCACACCUCUUUCAUCACCCCCAGCUUCCCAACAGAUGCUGAUGUGCAAUUUGUCAUUCAAAUGCGGCCAGCCCUGAAAGGAGCCAUCUUGAGCCUUCUGACCUAUUACAACUGGGAGAAGUUUGUAUACCUCUAUGACACAGAAAGAGGAUUUUCCAUUCUUCAGGCAAUUAUGGAAGCCGCCGUUCAAAAUAAUUGGCAAGUGACAGCACGAUCUAUGGGAAGCAUAAAGGACAUUCAGGAGUUUAAGGCAAUCAUUGAGGAAAUGGACAAGCGUCAGGAAAAAAGAUAUUUGAUAGACUGUGAAGUAGAAAGAAUAAACACCAUUUUGGAACAGGUUGCAAUCCUCAAUAAAAAUUCCAGAAGUUACCACUACAUGCUUGCAAACCUGGGUUUUACAGGUAUUUCACUGGACAAAGUGGUUCAAGGAGGUGCCAAUGUAACUGGAUUUCAGAUUAUUAAUACUGAAAACCCAAUGGUCCAGCAAUUUAUGCAGCGAUGGGUGAGACUUGACGAAAGGGAAUUCCCAGAAGCUAAAAAUUCUCCACUAAAGUACACAUCUGCAUUGACCCAUGAUGCCAUACUAGUGAUAGCUGAAGCUUUCCGGUAUCUACGAAGGCAACGCGUUGAUGUCUCCCGGAGAGGUAGUGCUGGAGAUUGCUUAGCAAACCCAGCCGUGCCAUGGAGCCAAGGAAUUGAUAUAGAAAGAGCACUAAAAAUGGUUCAAGUGCAAGGAAUGACAGGCAACAUCCAAUUUGACACCUACGGUCGUAGAACUAACUAUACAAUCGAUGUAUAUGAGAUGAGACCUGGCGGGCCACGGAAGGCUGGUUACUGGAAUGAAUAUGAGAGAUUUGUGCCUGCGGUAGACCCCUCAGUCUCCAAUGAUACUUCUUCGGUUGAAAACAGAACCAUUGUGGUCACUACCAUCCUUGAAGCACCCUAUGUGAUGCGCAAGCAGAGUCCUGAUCAAAAAGAAGGGAAUGAGAAAUACGAAGGCUAUUGUGUUGACCUUGCUUACGAAAUAGCAAAACAUGUUGGGAUCAAAUAUGUGCUGUCCAUUGUUCCUGAUGGGAAGUAUGGGGCAAGGGAUCCUGAUACUAAAAUGUGGAAUGGCAUGGUGGGUGAGCUGGUCUAUGGGAGAGCAGACAUAGCUGUUGCCCCACUGACAAUAACCUUGGUCCGCGAAGAAGUCAUUGACUUUUCCAAGCCCUUUAUGAGUUUGGGCAUCUCUAUCAUGAUCAAGAAGCCCCAGAAAUCUAAACCAGGUGUCUUCUCCUUCCUGGACCCUUUGGCCUAUGAAAUUUGGAUGUGUAUAGUCUUUGCUUACAUUGGCGUCAGCGUGGUUCUGUUCCUAGUCAGCAGAUUCAGCCCUUACGAGUGGCAUUUGGAAGACAACCAAGAAGAGCCACGAGACCCUCAAAAUCCUCCUGACCCUCCAAAUGAGUUUGGAAUAUUUAACAGCCUUUGGUUUUCCCUGGGUGCCUUUAUGCAGCAAGGAUGCGAUAUUUCUCCAAGAUCUCUCUCAGGGCGAAUUGUCGGAGGUGUCUGGUGGUUCUUCACUCUCAUCAUUAUCUCUUCCUAUACUGCCAACCUUGCGGCUUUCCUCACAGUGGAAAGGAUGGUGUCACCCAUAGAAAGUGCUGAGGACCUGGCUAAGCAGACUGAAAUAGCCUAUGGAACUUUGGAUUCAGGAUCAACCAAAGAAUUUUUUAGAAGAUCCAAAAUAGCUGUCUAUGAGAAAAUGUGGUCAUAUAUGAAGUCGGCAGAACCAUCGGUAUUUGCCAAAACCACAGCAGACGGAGUGGCACGCGUGAGGAAAUCAAAGGGGAAGUUUGCCUUCCUGCUCGAAUCGACCAUGAAUGAGUACAUUGAACAACGAAAGCCCUGUGACACAAUGAAAGUUGGUGGGAACCUGGAUUCCAAAGGCUAUGGUGUAGCAACUCCCAAAGGCUCAGCAUUAAGAAAUGCUGUUAACCUGGCAGUAUUAAAACUGAAUGAGCAAGGCCUCUUGGACAAAUUGAAAAACAAAUGGUGGUACGACAAAGGAGAGUGCGGCAGCGGGGGCGGUGACUCCAAGGACAAGACGAGCGCCCUAAGCCUGAGCAAUGUUGCGGGGGUUUUCUAUAUCCUUGUCGGCGGUCUUGGCCUAGCCAUGACGGUGGCCUUGAUAGAGUUUUGUUACAAGUCUCGAGCUGAGUCCAAACGAAUGAAACUCACAAAGAACACACAAAACUUUAAGCCUGCUCCUCCACCCAAUACCCAGAAUUACGCCACGUACAGAGAAGGCUACAACGUGUACGGAACAGAAAGUGUUAAGAUCUAGUGGUACGGCUGAAGGUCUAAUCCCGCACUUAACAAUGGCAUGCAAAGGGAGGAACAACCAAGAUCCCAGCUACUUCAGCGAUCCUGACCACCUGAGCCAAUUCUACUCCCUCCUGGGUGUCGGACCUGACACAUUCAAGAUGACGAUGGUGCAAUGAACUUUUCAUAGGAUUUUUUGUUUCCUUCAGUGCCUUAUGGGAGAUUCUUAAGACUCAAAAACAAUGCAAACCAUCAAAAAUAUUCUUGCUUUGCUUGAAAACAAAACAACGAUGACGAGAAAGUGGGACUGAUAACAAGACAGUAUUCUAAUACACACAGAGAGAAAAGAGAGAAGUACUCUUGUAAAGAUAAUUUUAACAAAAACGUCAACAGAAGCCAUUCUUUGAUACCACUGCACAGUAUAUGGACACAAUUCUUUUGAAACAGAAACAAAUGGUUUUCAAGUGCCCCUUUCCCUCAUUGGUAAAACAGUCAGCUGUUCUUGAUAUUAUGCCUCAGAAUACUACAGCUUCUAUUUCUAGAACAGCUUGUUGCCUAAUUCUGUGUUUUACAAUCCUGUGACUUGGUUUCCUUCGUCCCUUCCUAGCGAUGAGGAGUCUCCUUUGCUACUCUAGCUCCUGCCUCACAUUUUAAGAAAACGCAUAUAUCAACUCCAACAGCUGAAUGUAACAUACAAAAAAGAAGAGAGGGAGGGAGGGAUAUGUGUCUACAGAUUAAAAUAAAAUACUACAUGUCAGAAGAUCAUGCAUUAAGCUGUCAGGGAAGGACAUGGUGCAUCUAAUGAAGAAGAGCCUGCACAGAGAAUAGCACACAAGGCAGGCCAGGAUUUAUACCCAUUUUCCUCUAUCAUCUGCAAGUAUGUUGUUUUUGCAAAAAGAAAUGCCUACCAUAAGAUAUUUAAUUGAGCAGAACAAACAUUCUCUGUUGGGUUCCCUGCCAUAUAUCUAGGGAUGUGCUCUCGUAAUAUGUUUUUUAAGAGAUCAGCAUUUAAUAUCGAAUGCUAAAAGCAAGAGAAUUGGAAGGGAAAGCAUCAUAUACUGUAAAGCAUCCCUCUCCGUCAAACUGUAUCAGAAUCCCCACCUCUUCGAAAUUUCUCCUUUCCUUUUCCUCUUUUCUGUAAGUUGAAAAAGAAAAAAUAAUAAUCUAGCACUGUGCUCUGACGAAGCUUUGUGGCUUGCAGCCUGGCUUUGUAAAAGUAAAAACAGGACGGUACCUCAAAUGCGACCAAGUCAGUCCGCUCUAGCAUUACUCUUGCUGGUAGUUCUUGUAUUCUCUCAGCUGCUGUUGAUCAUCAUUUCAUAACUACUUAUCAAAAAAAUAAAAAAUAAAAUAAGGAUACUUAGGGAUCAUCUUUAGUUUCAUAAAGAAUAUAACGCAUUCCAAAAUUCGCCUGUUAAGAAAGAAACUCUGUGUUACUGCCUUACAGCUUUUCAGAUGUAGGAUGUGUUCCUCUACUGGAAAUCUACUUAAGUUGAAGGAAUCAGAGUAUUUAUUGGAGGAAAUCCCCAAUUGGAAUUGUUGGCAUUUCUUAGUUAAAUAGAUCUCAGAUGGGGAAAGAUUUCGGAGCCUGGAAUCUGAGAGAGCAGCUGCCAGUCAAAGCUAGAUAAGAUAAGCUAGUUGGACCAAUGGUCUGAAUCUAUAAGGUAGCUUCCUACAUCCAUAGCUGCAUAUUUUUAAUAUUUAAAAAAAAUUCCAUCAUCAUUUAUCAAAUAGCUUAAAAAAUACAAAAUAAAGGAAUCAUCUGCAUACUAAUUACCUCUAAUAUGACAAUAUGUGCAAUUUGGUAGUUCAGCAAGGUUUCAUUUCUUAAAUAACAUACUGGAUAUUAAAACAAAAUUUGGGGGGAAAAGAUAAUAAUAUAUUUUUUUUUCUUUAAAAUUAAAAAAAGAAGAAAAUGUUUGAAAGAGGUCAUUGACAAUAUAUUUGAUAGCUCAUUAAAACUAAACAUAUAAAGGUCACUGAUGAUAUAUUUGAUAGUUCAUUAAAUCAAGGAAUAUAGAAUAGGAAUAAAAAGGAAAGAAUUACAGACAUACUACAUUUUCACAAAAUGUAACAUAAAAAAGAAAAAAUAUCCUGUAGAACAAGUUGCUGCUCAUGUUUUUACAGAGACGUCAAGCAAAAAGAAACGUUCUUUUUCCUGAAACUGUGAUUUUAAAUUUCUGAAUGCUACAAUAUUUCAGCAGAAGGAAAUGUGAAGCUGUGCAAAAUAUGUUGUAUUUAAGUUAAAAAAAAAAAGGGGGGGGGGAGAAACAUUUUCUUAGAAACUGUAUAAAAAGAAAUGUAUGUUUAUCAAAUGAAAAAUAAUUUUUCAGAGUGAAGGCAUCAAGCCAGUGAAGGGUUUGGUAAAAUGGGUUAUUUUUUAAAAUGUGCAUGUUAAUUUAAAAAAAAAUGUCAAUUGCUUUGGAAAAAACCAAUCCUGCUCCUAACUCCAGGCUAUGGAAGUAUAGCAGUAACAAUUUAA
This is a messenger RNA of Sceloporus undulatus (fence lizard), 5556 nucleotides long. It is a transcript of the gene GRIA3, whose product is annotated as glutamate ionotropic receptor AMPA type subunit 3. Gene Ontology annotation, molecular function: AMPA glutamate receptor activity; transmitter-gated monoatomic ion channel activity involved in regulation of postsynaptic membrane potential. Lineage: Eukaryota; Metazoa; Chordata; Lepidosauria; Squamata; Phrynosomatidae. Gene Ontology annotation, biological process: synaptic transmission, glutamatergic; modulation of chemical synaptic transmission; monoatomic ion transport. The record is from RefSeq and is a predicted model, not a curated record. Gene Ontology annotation, cellular component: postsynaptic membrane; plasma membrane; dendritic spine. The transcript has 16 exons. Bases 421 to 3096 code for a protein of 891 amino acids.